Messenger RNA from Peromyscus californicus insignis, 6597 nucleotides. RefSeq names its product solute carrier family 2 member 13 (gene Slc2a13). The transcript is spliced from 10 exons. Lineage: Eukaryota; Metazoa; Chordata; Mammalia; Rodentia; Cricetidae. Gene Ontology annotation, biological process: transmembrane transport. Gene Ontology annotation, cellular component: membrane. Gene Ontology annotation, molecular function: myo-inositol:proton symporter activity. The coding region runs from base 110 to 2023 and encodes 637 amino acids. The record is from RefSeq and is a predicted model, not a curated record.
UAGCAGAGGCUGCAAAGGCGGGCGGCUCAGCAGCUGGCCGCGAGUGAGUGCGCGCUGCCCCACGGAACUUCCCCGCAGCCGCCCCGGCGGUGCCCGCCUGUCCCCCUCCAUGUCCCGCAAGGCGAGCGAGGACGUGGAGUACACGCUGCGCAGCCUGAGCAGCCUGAUGGGCGAGCGGCGCCGCCGGCAGCCGGAGCCGGGGGCGCCGGGCGGGGAGCGCAGCCUGCUGGCCGCCGAGUCGGCCACCAGCCUGCAGGGCGCGGAGCUGGAGCGCGCCGCUCGCCGGCAGUUCCAGCGCGACGAGACCCCCGCCUUCGUCUAUGCGGCCGCCGCCUUCUCGGCGCUCGGCGGCUUCCUGUUCGGCUACGACACCGGCGUGGUGUCGGGGGCCAUGCUGCUGCUGCGGCGCCAGAUGCGCCUGGGCGCGAUGUGGCAGGAGCUGCUGGUGUCGGGCGCGGUGGGCGCGGCCGCCGUCGCGGCGCUGGCCGGAGGGGCCCUGAACGGAGCUCUCGGCCGGCGCAGCGCCAUCCUGCUCGCCAGCGCCCUGUGCACCGCGGGCUCCGCUGUGCUGGCCGCCGCCGCCAACAAGGAGACGCUGCUGGCCGGCCGCCUGGUCGUGGGGCUCGGCAUCGGCAUUGCUUCCAUGACCGUGCCCGUGUACAUCGCAGAGGUUUCUCCACCCAACCUAAGAGGUCGACUGGUCACCAUUAAUACCCUCUUCAUCACAGGGGGCCAGUUUUUUGCAAGUGUCAUUGAUGGAGCCUUCAGUUACCUGCAGAAGGAUGGAUGGAGGUACAUGUUGGGACUUGCAGCAAUUCCAGCCAUUAUACAGUUCCUUGGAUUUCUCUUUUUGCCUGAAAGCCCUCGCUGGCUUAUUCAGAAAGGACAGACUCAGAAGGCCCGCAGAAUUUUGUCUCAGAUGCGUGGCAAUCAGACUAUUGAUGAGGAGUAUGACAGCAUCAGAAACAGCAUCGAGGAGGAGGAAAAGGAAGUCAGCGCAGCUGGACCUAUAAUCUGCAGAAUGCUGAGUUACCCCCCUACUCGCCGAGCCUUAGUUGUGGGAUGUGGUUUACAGAUGUUCCAGCAGCUCUCUGGCAUCAACACCAUCAUGUACUACAGUGCAACCAUCCUGCAGAUGUCUGGUGUGGAAGAUGACAGGCUUGCAAUAUGGCUGGCUUCAGUGACAGCUUUCACCAACUUCAUUUUCACACUCGUGGGAGUCUGGCUCGUUGAGAAAGUGGGCCGAAGGAAGCUUACCUUUGGUAGUUUGGCAGGUACAACAGUAGCACUGAUUAUUCUUGCCUUGGGAUUUCUGCUCUCAGCCCAGGUUUCCCCACGGGUCAGUUUCAGACCAGUGGCUCCUUUGGGUCAAAAUGCCACCUGCACAGGAUACAGUUACUGUAAUGAGUGUAUGCUGGAUCCAGACUGCGGAUUCUGCUAUAAGAUGAACAGUUCAGCUGUCAUUGAUUCCUCCUGUGUUCCAGUUAAUAAAGCAUCUACAAAUGAGGCAGCCUGGGGCAGGUGUGAAAAUGAAACCAAGUUCAAAACAGAAGACAUCCACUGGGCCUACAGUUUCUGCCCCACCCCGUACUCCUGGACGGCACUCCUGGGUCUGGUGUUAUAUCUCAUUUUCUUUGCACCUGGAAUGGGACCAAUGCCCUGGACAGUGAACUCUGAAAUCUAUCCUCUCUGGGCAAGAAGUACAGGAAAUGCAUGCUCAGCUGGAAUAAACUGGAUUUUCAACGUCCUGGUUUCGUUGACCUUUUUACACACAGCUGAGUAUCUUACAUACUACGGCGCCUUCUUCCUCUAUGCUGGCUUUGCAGCUGUAGGACUGCUUUUCGUCUACGGCUGUCUUCCGGAAACGAAAGGGAAAAAACUAGAGGAAAUCGAGUCACUCUUUGACAGCAGGCUAUGCACGUGUGGCGCUUCUGACUCCGAUGAGGGGCGAUACAUUGAAUACAUCCGGGUCAAGGGAAGUAACUACCAUCUCUCUGACAACGAUGCUUCUGAUGUGGAGUAAUUUUCAGCUGAUGACAUUUUAGUUACUGAAUUGAAUGUGGAGAGAAGGCCAGCAGUUGGUCACUGCCCUGCUCGCAAGCUGCGUCUCCCCACACAGUCCUUCCAAAUGACUCCAUAUUCUAGAAGACUUGAUGAGGAGAAAAAUACAACCAUGGUGAUGUUUAUUUUCAUAAACAGAAAUGCUAAAACAAAACCCACAGAUUUUUUUCUUAAGCAGAUGUGUAUAAUCCCUUCCUGAGACAGUCUAAACAUUACUGUUGUACCUAGUGACUUCAGUAGGACCCCUUUCUCCUAAGACCACAUACAAUUAUCAGUAGCAAUACAGUCAGUGGUAAUCUAGGCAAAGUAUAUAUGUAUAUUUAUAAAGGAUUAUUUAAGAUGACCUAAAGGUAUUUAAUGCCAAAACAUGGUCUGUUGACCCUAAAUUUUCAUACCAAGUAAUGGUUUUUCUAUGAUCCAUAGGUACAAAGUGAAUUCCAUCUAAACUUCCAUUCACAAAUUCAGAAGUCCUAUAAGGACAUAGCUGUCCCUCUCUCCUUUGGAUUCCAGAUGUUGGCUUCUGUCUCCAACACAGAUACAAUUUCUUCAGAGACUGAAUACACAAGAUCUUUUGAACACUAUCCAAAGCAGGCCCUUUAAGGGUUAUUUUCAUACUUUUUUGCAUCAGUGAUGAGUAUAUUUGCACAGACAAGCUAGCAUGUUUUGAUAAGUAUAUUUUAUUGUCAAAGUGAGAAAGAACAGAUUUUUAUAUAUCCUGAUUCGUUAGUCACAAAUGUGUGUACAAUUGGAAUGCCAUUGUAAGUGUGAAGUAGUGUCAGGCUGUCAGCUGUAUUCCAGGGUCAGUUGAAUCUACACAGAACUGUCCACAUUGUCACUCCCUGGCUCCUGCUGCUCUGUGCCUUCCUUGGUGUUAAAUGACAGCUGCUGGCAGACUGGUUUUCUCUUUCUGAUACACAUGAGGAAGGAGGUCAGUGGCAGAAACAGUUGUUAACAUUUAUUUUAAAUCCCAGGACUUCUUUCUCCACAUGUUUUAUUGGCUCUUCCUAAGGACAGGAAGAUACCUCACUACUAAUUAAUUGUAUUUUCCCCUGAGAACGUGAACUAGUUUUAAUUCUGUUAUCUUUUCUCAUUCCUAGUAAUUUGCUACACAACCAAAACUCAGAGCUCUGUCUGUUUCUUUAUCUCAUACUUGGUUUGGUUUUUCUGUCUGCUCUAAAAUAUCUAAAGGAGAUGUCUCCUUUGGAAAAGACAUAGGUUCUAAUGCCACAGUCAGUAAAACAGGUUGACUUACCUUUCAACAUUAUUUCUCAAAGUAUUUGGUGAUUUCUAUGUUCAUUCAACACUAAAUUCCUGAUUCUCAGCACCCUACUAAGAGCUAUGUGAUACAAACAAAAUUACUUGCUUACAAAACUCAUUUGCUAGUUCUAAAGCUAUGGAUGAAUCUAGUGACCAGUUAGGAAUACAUCAGUUCAAUGUUUUACAUCAAAUGAUCUAAACACCUAAUUAAGUUCCAUAUCCAAGUGAACGGAGGCUAGUGAUAAAAUGGAAAUAUUUUGGCCAGUCUCCAAAAUGUUUAUUCUUCUUUUAAAGUCUGGCUUAUUCUUACCAUAAUUACCAAGCUGAGACUCUAGCAAAAGAAGUUUAUCCUCCAGUCACCAGGGGUACUUACUUACACAGUCACUUUCGUGGCCUACAAAUCCUUCAGCCAAAAGAGGAAGUUCUCUCUGGUUGGUUGUUUAAUGUUAUUUUUUAAAAAAUUAAUAGAGUAUUUUGGAAAAUUUUUCCUCAGAUUAGGUGCUUUGAAAUUUAUUUAUAGAGAAUAUUAGUAUUGAUUUUUCUCUAGAACAGAAGAUAUUGUUUAAUGGGAUGUAUUGUUUGAUAUUUCUUAUCUCUGAAGAAGUUUCUUAAUUCAGUAGUAUUUUACAAGAUCAAAUGAGCUAUUAUGUGGUAGAGUUAGCACAUUAUGAGAAGAAAAAAGUGAGCAAAGUGCUCCUUUUAAAGUGUAUUUUUUCUGAUUUGUUCAACGUGUUGCCUCACUUCUUCCCUUCCUAGUCCACGUAGCCUUAAGUACACAGGUGUCUGCAGCUGGGCUGACAUGUGGGACCACAUAUGACACAAAGGGACAGCUAGACUUGUUAGUCCUGAAAGCUGGUGUGACCUGUUAUUGCUGGCAUAAAAACAAGCAUGUUUUCAGUUUUAUGUCCAUAACUUAACAUAAUAAUGGGAAAUUGUCCACCUUUCUCUUGCCCUGUUCCCUUCAUUUCUAAAAAUUAUUUGUUAUUUAUAUAGUAUAUUCCAUACCUUUAACAUACAAGGCAGAGAGGCACAUAUGACUUAUUUAUAACUUUUAAAAAGCAACUCAAUACUUGAAAAGGAGCCUUCUAUAACCCAGGUAUGCUUUUUAGAUCUGGUGAACAUUUAUAGCACAUUCAAAGUUCAGUGUUGGAACUGUUCAGAUUUGUAUUCUAUUAAACACCUUUUAUGUUUCUGGUGUCAACUUGAAAACCACCCAUGUGAAAUCAUCGAACAUAUAUUUUCUAAGACAGUUUCUAUAUGAUAGGAUUUGAUCCACCGCAUUAAAAUAAACAGAUUAAGCAGUAUACUUGCCUCUACAAUGACAGCUUUCUUUCCAAACAUGCUGCAAAUUCAAUACAGGUGUAUUUCAUUUAGGGAACACUGGGUGAAGGAGGUCAAGACCGCGCCUGCAACCUAGCUGGGUGACUAAUAUAUAGGAGAAUUAAGAAUGCAUCCUUUGUCUACAUAAUAAGCACAUACUGUGGAACAUGAUGUCAAAAAGACUUGGUGUUGGGGCUGUGGAUACAGGUCAGUGGUCAAGUGCUGGCCUAAAAAGAUUGGGCAUUAAUAUUUUCUUCCAUAUAAGCAUCUAUAAUAAUCUUGAUUAUUACACCUACCUUAGUCAUUAUCUAAAACAUGGCUUUGAAUAUACCUAUAGAAUAAAAGAUAUUUCCAGGAGAAUGACAGCAGAAUCUUUUAAAUAAUUUAUCAGUGAAACACACUUUAGGAUACAAUCUUAAAACUUGUUAUUCACUGUAAGGUGAGAGACCAGGAAAAGCACUGAAUUUAUGGAUUUCUGCUGUAAUUUUAGUAUCUGUUAAACAGGGGAAAAUGCCAGGAAAAAACACAUCGACAGCUUGCCCAUUUACUUAGUAAUAGCAAAGUAAAAUUGAAAUGUAUUGUUUAAUAAUCAUAAAUCUUGGGGCGGGGUGAAAUGAUGUUUUAGAUAGUGCUACCUACAGGUAUUCUUUAAUAGCUGAGUGUAAUAACUUCUCAGUUAUCAAGUUCAGACCAUCUCCCUAACUCGGAACAAAAAAGUAUUAGAUGGGUACAACCAGGCCAGGAGCAGAGGAUUCCUCGUACAUGCUCUCUAGAAAACUAUAGUACAUUCUAUCUUAAGCUACAAAGUUGUAGAUGAAAUUUAUAGUUCAAAAGUAGCUACUGCCUAUACAACACUCAGAAUUGUCCUCUGGGUUAAUUCUUCAUGUCCUUCAGCCUGUCGAUUCCUACCAAUCCUAGCCUCAUGCACAGCUCGGUUAGACUGUCAGUUCAUUCAGUUCUCCAAGGCGAGUACCAGUGCUGCCACCUUCUGGGCACUACAAGCAGUUGCAAAUGCCAAACAGCUACCUGUUCAGCUCUUUCUUGUAUGCUGUUUAGGGAAGGAAAUACUUACAUGCCAAUAAUCAUCAGAGAGUCGCUUUACAAGUAUUCAUGUUCGGAAAUACCAGGAAGUAUUUUAUCAUCAUCAUAUUGUGCUUAUGAGUGCAGAGCAGUAUAAUUCUCUAGAUCUUCAUAUGUGUACAGUACAGUCUAUAGCACUUGAGUAAUUUGGUCAACUGUAUCUUCAAUGCCUUCGUUUACAGGUAAUAAAUUAUUCACAUUUUAGACAAUUAGGUUCAUGGGAUUGAUUUUGUCAUAUCCAUAUAAAUAGAAUAAGAAAUUGACUUGCAGAUAAUCAGUAUUCAAACGUAUGAAUCUGUGCUUUACAAAGUUUUAAGAUUUUGCUCAACUCAACAUUAUCCCAUUUCACUUAAAAUUUAGACAAUAUAAUGUUAACUCUGGCCAAAGUAGAAAUUCAUGUCCUAUAUACAUGUCUAGAUUUUCUGGUGGCUCCUGUACUAUGUCUCACUUGAUGUUACAGUACUGUUUGUAAUAAAUGUUCUAAUUUCUAUUUAGGAACUCUAUACAUCUGUAUUAAAUCAGGAGUUUCAUGCUUUUAGAGGCCUAUGUAUUUUGAACUGUACAUUUUAAUUUUCUGAGUGCAUGUUAUAUACUGUUUAAUACUUGACAUAUCUUGGCAAAUCUAGUCUUCUCCUUCCUACCUGUGACAUACACAAUAUCUCUUGAAAACUGCCACUGUCCCAGUUACCAAAUCAUGCUAGCCUAUGCUGUAUCAAAAGUAUGGUAUAUUUUAUGGAGAUUUAGUGAUAUACAUGUAAAUGUUUUUUAAGUUAUUUUAUUGAACUUCAAUAUUUACAUAAAGUUACAAUCUUUUUUUAAAGAAAGUGUCAGUGCCAGAGCUGUAUAAGAAAAUAAUCAAAUAAAAGUAAAGGUAAUUCA